CUGGUGAAGACAAGGAACCGCUCUGUGAUGAUGGAGGUAGUUCCAUAUUUAUUCGAAUAAUUGUAAAGAAAUACUGGACCUAUUUAGACGUUUUUAAUUGUAUUGUUUAAAUUUUCAACGAGCUAAACAUAGAUGUUUGCGAAUCGCGAAACGGCAGUCCUUUCCCCCCAUGGAGACGCAUGUUGUGCUUUCUUAUUUUGACAUAGCAUUAAGAUCAGGCUCUGGUAGUAGCUAACGUUAGCCAAAUUACCCUGCUGGGAAAGCUAGACGAUCCAAAGCUGAUUGUGGAAAGACGGCUGGCCUAGUAACGUAAAGUCGCCAACAAACUACCAUCGAGGAGGACUUCAUGUUGUUCCAAGAGUGGAUGGCGUAGGUGAGGUGAAGUCCAACACACUGAACGGGAGACAAUGAGCACUGCCCUGGAAAUGUCUGAUACAGAACCUACCGGUUCUUCUCCUCUGAACCGUGCCUGCUUGUUGGAGGACCACGACGUGGUUGUAGAUGACAGUGAUGACGAUUGCCUGGACCUCAACGAUACUGUGCCCGAAACACCGAGUCCUCUCUGCCUCAGAAGGCAGGUGCGUCUCUAUGGCACAAAAAUGGACAUGGGGUCAACAUCAGGCUCUUCAUCCUUGAGGCGUAAGGCAGACGACACCCAGAGUACGACUCCAACCUCACACAAUAAACACAAGCGACGAAGAGUGGUAGAGGAAUCGCCCAGCUCAGAUGCGGAGAAACCCAAAGACUGUGGCCGCAAGGGAUUUGUGUCUGCCUUAGAGCUCAUGUCAACUUGUACACCCUGGCUGGAGGUCCCUCGACCUUCAACCUCAUGGUCCUCCAUGCCUGCGCCACGUGAGGAUGAGGCAGGAUGCAGUUCAAAAACAGAGUUUUCAGCAGAGGCACUUGGCAAGCGGAGAUCCAGCAGGAAGGGGGAACGGCCUCAGAAAAGGACUCCAGCCGCCUUCAGUAGCUCCUUGUCAAAAUAUGCAAAGACUGAAAGUGCUGAUCGAUCCCCUUCUCAAACUGGCCAGGCCUUCUGUGGAACUACAGCCACGGAAACCCAGUCGAGGCCCAUAGGCCCAUCACCUCAGAAGCCGGAGGAGGUAGUCAUCAUUGACGACGAGGAUGAUGAUGUGAUCGUGGAGGCCAUGGUUCGCUCUGUACAGCUGGCGGAGGAUGAAGCCUUUGCCAGAAGCCUUCAGGACCAGUUUGACCAAGAGGAACAGCAACAGCAGCAGCAACAGCAGCAGCAGGAGCAGAGGAGACAAGCUAUGCACUCAAAUGCAUAUCAUCACCAUCACCAUCAUUAUCCUUCUCACAGGCAUGAUCCGUAUGGGAGUAUGGGUUGGAUGCCGGCGUGGCACCACAUGGCUGGGUCCUCUGGCUUUGGUCAUGUCAAUCCUGUACUGGCAGAGUUACAGCAUGCCAUGUUUGCUGAACCAGCAGGCAUGCAUACAGGACGUCGCUAUAAUUCUCGUUCUGGAAGCCGCUCCCGUAGAAGAGAUCAACCUCUACCUAUGGACUUAUUUAAUGACAGCCAGGGAAAUAACUACGAGGCUCUCUUGGCGUUUGAGGAAGGCCAGGGUGCUGUUGCACCGAAAAACAUCUUGUCCAAGAGAGAGAUCGAGAGAUUUCCCACAAAAGCCUACGAUCCUGCACACAGCGCUGGGAAAACUGAGUGCCAAAUCUGUUUCUGUGAAUAUUCGCAAGGGGAGCAACUGAGGAUGCUACCCUGUCUUCAUGACUAUCACGUCAAGUGUAUAGACCGCUGGCUAAAGGAGAAUGUGACCUGUCCUAUCUGCAGAGCAGACGUGUCACAGAUGUCCAAUUAAAUCGUAAUGUCAGGGAGCUGUGUCUACCUCAAAAUCUAACAGCGAUUGUGAAACAUUUGUCAAUUGAGUAAAAUUUAAGUUUGUGUUUUCUUUUUAACAAGUUGGUUGUUGGUUAUUUUAGAUUGGUUAUUUUGGUUAUUUUAGGGCUUUUUCUUGUCUUUUAUUGUUUUUAAAAUGCAUCAAGUUCAUUUCGGUAUACAGUAGUUCAAGUAAUAAAACAAAUAAUGCCCGUG
This is a messenger RNA of Engraulis encrasicolus (European anchovy), 2065 nucleotides long. RefSeq lists its product as uncharacterized. Gene Ontology annotation, biological process: protein ubiquitination. NCBI's taxonomy places the organism in Eukaryota, Metazoa, Chordata, Actinopteri, Clupeiformes, Engraulidae. The record is from RefSeq and is a predicted model, not a curated record. The transcript has 11 exons. Gene Ontology annotation, molecular function: ubiquitin protein ligase activity. The coding region runs from base 408 to 1832 and encodes 474 amino acids.